GCUCCAGUCCUCGCACGCACACUGUCCACUCUCUCUGCCCCCCCUCCACCUCCACCUCCACCUCCAUCUCCAUGCAUGGGAUGGGCAGUCAAAGAAGGCUUCUCCUCCUCCUGGCUCUCCUCCUGCUGACGCUGGUCGCCGGAGAAGGCGACGGCGCACUGUCCGGCGCCGGCAGCACGGCCACGGACGACGGGGCCAAUGCCACCGACGCGAGCCCACCGGCCGGCGCGCCGCUCGACGUGCGGGCAAGGAAGUGGUGGCGGUUCCCGGCGACGGAAGGCCUCGUCACGGGCAGCGAGCGGAGGGUGCCCAACUCGUCGGACCCCCUCCACAACCGCUGAAGCGCCUGUGUCAGCCGCCUGCCAUUCGUGCUGCUUCCACCUCUGCUGUUAGUUAUACAUACGGUACCUCUGGUCGCAUGCUUUUUGGCUGCACAAUGUGGCUUGGUAUUCAGACUUCAGAGAAUUUAAUUGCGUAUACGAGAGUAAAUGUAGCUGAUUUUGGUCUAGCUGGUUUGCCGUUUCGAGCGCUUGUAAACACAAAUUCGUCGGCAGUUUACACCGUGCCGUGUGUAUAUAAAUUUCCUGAAGUCUGUGUCUUCGCUCAGUUCACAAGAGUUUCAAGAUUCUAUGUAUGUGAAUCCCUGUUUUUUUCA
This is a messenger RNA of Zea mays, 655 nucleotides long. RefSeq lists its product as uncharacterized. The record is from RefSeq and is marked validated. The transcript has a single exon. NCBI's taxonomy places the organism in Eukaryota, Viridiplantae, Streptophyta, Magnoliopsida, Poales, Poaceae. Bases 72 to 341 code for a protein of 89 amino acids.